AUGGCCAGUCCAGAUUUUGUUAUGUUUGCUAAUAACAUUGUAAAUGCUGCAAACAGAGCGUUACAAGAAUUAUAUGACACUGAUGCUUUGCAAGUGCACACAGAAAGGUUGGAACUUCUAACAAGGAUGUAUUUAUACCUCGAACCAGUUAUUGGAAAUACUGCGGCAAUGAAUAGGGUUAACGAACUCAUAGAUAUAAAAUCAAGACUGGAGAACAAGAUUAUUGGAUUAAAGGAUUUGUCUGGAAAAUUAAUAAGAGAGUUGAGGGAGCAGGGCUUUAAAUGGAAGUCCAUAGCCAGUUUAAUUGGUGUAAGUGUAGAUACUCUCCGACGACGACGGCAAGAGUUGCAGAUUCCUGACGAUCAUCAAUAUUCAGCCAUCACAGACGAACAACUGGAUGUAGUCGUGAGAGAGAUUAAGACUGUGCAGCCAUUUGCUGAUCCAAUUGGUGUGAUACAAAGAUGGCAAUCUCUAAUUCCUCGAAGGCAAUAUCAUGUCUCAGGCCCUAAUGCGCUUUGGCACUUGGAUGGCAAUCAUAAACUUAUUAGGUACAAAUUCGUAAUACAUGGAUGCAUUGACGGAUAUUCACGGCUUAUCACAUACUUGGCGUGUAGUACGAACAAUAGGGCUGCAACUGUCUUAAGGUACUUUCUGGAUGCUUGUAACAAAUGGCGUAAUGGGCCAUCACGAACAAGAAGCGAUCGGGUCGGAGAAAAUGUAGAGGUGGCAAGACAUAUGUUACAAACACGAGGAACUGAUCGUGGCAGCCACAUAUAUGGUCCAUCAGUUCACAAUCAAAGGAUUGAAAGGCUUUGGAAAGAUUUAAAUCGCGUUGUCGGAAGAUUGUAUUUGUUGAUAUUCAGACAUUUGGAAGAGAAUUAUGCUUUCAAUGUUGAAAAUGAACAUGAUCUAUAUUGUCUUCAUUACACAUACCAACCACAUAUAAAUCGGACCUUAAAUGCGUUCACAGAAGGCUGGAAUGAACAUGGCAUACGAACAGAAAAUGGACGUUCACCAUGUCAAAUAUGGAGCGAGGGUAUGAUUCGUAAUAAUUGGAGACAUUAUAGAGACAUUGUUGAUCAUACCUUCCGAAACGAUGAUAGUUAUGGUAUAGACUUAGAUGGUCCUGUUCCAAAUAAUAACAUGCGUGAUACUGUUGUCAACGUAUUACCUGUUAGUCUAAUUCUUAAUGAAAGUCAAUACUCUCAGCUUGUCGAAUCUGUUAAUCCUAAU
Molecule: messenger RNA, 1233 nt
Organism: Paraglomus occultum
Lineage: Eukaryota; Fungi; Glomeromycota; Glomeromycetes; Paraglomerales; Paraglomeraceae
Source: the annotation of a GenBank genome assembly